This is a messenger RNA of Striga asiatica, 1640 nucleotides long. The record is from the annotation of a GenBank genome assembly. Lineage: Eukaryota; Viridiplantae; Streptophyta; Magnoliopsida; Lamiales; Orobanchaceae.
GCUGUACAUAGUCAGUUGACUCAGUUCAGUCUCCGACUCUAGGCCCAAGUACCAUAUUUUACUUAAGGCCCAUACAAUCUAUCAAAGUAUGUACUCGUGGGCCCAAGCCCAUUCUGCGUUCUGUUCUCAUCUUUCGGCCGCCUGCAAUGUAAAAUCUUCUCCGCUGGAAAAGUACAAGAGAUUUCGUUUUAUGCUGCACAGUACUUUCUCGAUUCAUCUGGUAAAUUCAAGCAUCUUCAAGCGAGCUCCACAAAAUUUCCCCUACAUUGAAGUUUCUUGUUCGCGGGAAAAAAUGGCGAGGGAAGCUCCUAACUGGGAAGGCCUGCUCAAGUGGAGCCUCGCGCACUCAGAUGGCACCAAUUCUUCUCGUAAUUUGAGUGAGGAAGAUAGAAAAUGGUUUAUGGAAGCGAUGCAAGCGCAGACGGUUGAUGUUGUUAAGCGUAUGAAAGAGAUAACGUUCGUUAUGAAGACCCCAGAUGAGAUUUUGGAGUCUCAAGGAGUAACUCCUCAAGAUAUUGAAGAUAUGUUGGAUGAGCUACAAGAGCAUGUGGAAUCUAUUGAUAUGGCCAAUGAUCUUCACUCUAUUGGUGGCUUGGUUCCUCUCCUUGACUACCUGAAGAACUCACACGCUAACAUAAGGGCGAAAGCUGCGGAAGUUGUUAGCACAAUCGUACAAAACAACCCGAGAAGUCAACAGCUGGUUAUGGAAGCUAAUGGUCUCGAGCCUCUUUUGUUGAAUUUUACUUCAGAUCCCGAUGUCACAGUCCGUACCAAAGCACUUGGUGCAAUUUCAUCUCUAAUCAGACAUAACAAGCCUGGAAUUAUCGCAUUCCGCCUGGCCAAUGGUUAUGCCGCUCUGAAAGAUGCGCUAAAUUCUGAGAAUUUGAGAUUUCAAAGGAAAGCACUCAACUUGAUCAACUAUCUACUUGGAGCUAAUCCCUCAGACUGUGGGACCGUGAACGAACUUGGAUUUACUCGUAUUUUCAUGCACCUCUCGUCCAGUGAAGAUGCUGAUGUACGCGAAGCUGCACUGAAGGGCCUACUUGAGCUGGCCCAAAAUCGGCCCGUAGCAAAGCCUGAUAGUGGACCCACAGAAGAAGAUGAGAAACUCAAACAAAUUCUACAGGAGAGAAUUAAAGGGAUUAGUCAAAUGUCGGCUGAGGAUUUAAGGGCCGCACGAGAAGAAGGGCAGCUUGUAGACUCUCUUUGGAGCAUUUGCAAUGAUGGGCCUUGUCCUCUGCGUGAAAACGGGCUUGUUGCCUUGAAUGGAGAUGAUGGGCCGCCUCCAGAUGUUGCCAGCCUGCAUUUUGAGCCGCCACUCAGAGCUUGGGCCGCCAAUGGUGGUGGGGAUAAGAAGCCCAGUGGCGAAAACGACAUUCCGUUGCUUAUAGGCCCGGGCCCGCCUGAGGGAGGUGCUUCCUAGUGAAGUGCAGUUUGAGAUGACUACAUGACCUAGGUCAUAUUUGUGUCUUUUUUUUUUUUUUUCAAUCUUUUUGAACUUUUGUGAUUUUGUUUACUGUCAUUUGUUGAUAUACUCUACGCGAAUGGUUUCUAGUUUGGGCAUUUGGGGUUUGUUUGAUAUAAGCUUUUAAAUGGUUAAAUUGUUGAUUACUAGAUAAAAUUUAACUAUCUUGCAAAGU